Messenger RNA from Rotaria sp. Silwood2, 2361 nucleotides. NCBI's taxonomy places the organism in Eukaryota, Metazoa, Rotifera, Eurotatoria, Philodinida, Philodinidae. The record is from the annotation of a GenBank genome assembly.
AUGAGUACGAAAGAAAGUGAAACAUACGUAAAUGGAAUUGAUAAUGCAGAAACAGGAGCAACGACUACUUCGACAAUCCAUAAUACACAAGAUUCAUCAUCAACAACAGACAAGAAACAAUUUGAUGAACAUCCAAUUUUGAAAAAAUAUCUUCCAAAACAAUUAUGUGAAAUAUUAGAACAAUGGUUUGUAGAUGGUACAUUAAAUGAUGAUCAACAAGAAAUUUUUCGAACUUGUGCAGAAUUUCUUCUUAAAUCAACUAAAAUAAAUUCUGAUGCUAAAGAAUGGAUUAGUCAACAAACUGAAUUAAUUAAUAUUACUGAGAAAUGUUUAAAUGAAAUAGGAGCUUAUGGUUAUUAUAUUGGAGUUGGUGGUGUAGAAGAUCCAACUUUAGAAUUAUUUGAUUGGCUUAUUCAAGCAUUUGAAAAUAUUCAAUGUAAACAAUUACUUGAUACAUUUGUUAAAUGUGUAACAAGUCGUUUUUAUAUUGAUGCUUUACAUCGUUUGAAUAAAGUUAAUGCAUCAUCUUUAAGUAUUACUGAACAUUUUCUUCUUGUUACUUGUCCAAACUAUAUUCUUACUUGUGAUAAAGAUAAAACAUAUUCUUCGAAAGUAGCUAAUAAAAUGUUAGACUAUUAUGAUGAUCUACUUGAUUAUUUUAUUCCUCAUAUUAAAGAAUGGACAACAUCAGUUAUGCUAUGCAUAUUUUAUCCAAUGAAAUUCCUUUUAUCCGUUAUUCCAUCAUCAUCAUAUGAAGAAAGGAAAUCUGUCUAUCAUACUAUUCUAACUAUAUUUUUAAAUACGUCAACAACUGACUCCAAUACUGAAGAAGCACAUAAUAAAAUAAUUCAUACGUCACUUUGUUUACUAAUUGAAAUAGUUCGAUGUGAUAGCAUUUUAUCAAAUGAAUUAAAAAAUAAAAGCGAUAAAAAAUCUGAUUUACUCAAAAUAUUAAAUGAUUUGUCAAACAAUGGAAGCAACGAACAAAUACAAUUAAAAGCAAUAGAAUUAACCUCAUUAUUAGUAGAAGAAGAAGAAUUUCGUAAAGAAAACAAUACCGAACGAGUCACGGAUCUCUUCAUUAAAAAUUUCAAAGUUGCAGCAGAAGAUGGAGAAAUUAGUCAAGCCAAUGGAGUUUUGACAGGAUUAAGGGAUUUGGUACAAAAUGAGGAUGUUAAAGAAGAACUUAUUAAACAAAAUGCAUUACCAUCAAUAAUAGAAUUUGCAAAAGAAAAUAAUGAUGAUGCAAUAGCAUUAGAAAUAGUCUAUGCAAUGACAUUUAAUAAUGAAGCAAAAGAAAUUAUUAGUGAAGAUAAAGAAUUUAUUGAUUACAUAAAAACAUUAUGUGAUUCUUCAAACCCAGAUGUUGCACAAAUGGCAAAUGGUAUUAUGUGGAAAAUCGAAGUUGAAGAAAAAUUCACAAAGAAAAAAGAAAAACAAGAAAAAAAAGAAAAAAAAGCACAUUCAGUAGAUGGAUCAAAAAACAUCUCUGAUGAAGAAUUCAAAGAAUAUGACAUGAUGAUCUCAUAUUGUUGGGCACAAAAAACUCUAUGUCAUAAAAUAAAUGAUCGUUUAGAACAAGAAGGUUAUAAAGUUUGGUUAGAUAGAGAUGAAAUGCGUGGAUCAAUUAUUGAAUGUAUGGCUGAAGCUAUUGAAAAAUCUCGAUAUGUACUUAUUUGCAUGUCAAGUAACUAUAAGAAGAGUACCAAUUGUAAAGCUGAAGCUGAAUAUGCAUUCAAUCGAAAAAGCAAAAUAAUUCCUCUUGUUGUCGAACCUAAAUAUAAAGCCGAUGGAUGGUUAGGCUUUUUAGCUGGUUCCAAAAUUUAUGUUGAUUUUGCUGAUAAAGAAGGAGAGGAAUUUGAUAAAGCCUAUGGCUCAUUACUAGAAGAACUUAAACGAAAUGGAUUGGACGAUAUCGAUAGAAGAAAAGAAAAUAUGACGAUUGAUGAAAUGGCUAAUUUAAAAGCAUCUAAACGUGGAAAACCCGAAAAAGAACCUGAACAAUCUUGUAUUCAAACAAGAGAAUAUUUAAACAUUCCCAUGGCAUCAAUGUGGAACGAACAACAUGUUGAGGAAUUUCUUACAGAUUAUCGACUCAAUCAAUUAUUACGUAUUUGUGCAUCGAUGGAUGGUGAAGCAUUAAUUGAAUUUCAUCAUUCAUGUGAAACAAAACCUGAUAUUAUGUAUGGAUUACUUAAUAAUCCAAAAGAAGAACAUUCAAUAUCAUUUGGUACUUUUUUCAAAUUUAUUGCUAAACUAAAAAAAUAUUUACCACAAAAAUCAACACGUAAACUUCAUUUUCGAUACAAUUUUAUUUAUCCAUCAUCGAGUACAACUGAAUCACCGACAACAGACAAAUAA